AUGAGCGACACUGCGACAAAGAGCCAGACCUACACGCAAGGCCACUCCGAAGCAGUGCUUCGGUCGCAUGCCUCGCGCACCGCUGAAGACUCUGCCGCGUUUCUCUUGCCGCACCUCAAACGCGAUGCUUACAUUCUCGAUGUAGGCUGUGGACCGGGCACGAUCACCACUUCGUUCCUCAAGCACAUCCCCAACGGUCGCAUUGUCGGGGUGGACACUUCGGCGGAUGUCAUCGGCUCGGCGGCGAAACGUCUUUCCAGUCUGCCCGAGUCGGACUUGGGCUCACGAUGCACCUUCGCCAUCGCAUCCGCAUACGAUCUGCCCUAUCCCGAGAGCACCUUCGAUGUGGUCUACUGCCACCAGAUGCUGCUGCAUCUGCCCGAACCGGUGCGGGCGCUGCGCGAGAUGCGUCGCGUGUGCAAACCCGACGGUCUCGUCGCUGCGCGAGAAGGCGAUUUUUCCGCAUCCAUCGUCUACCCUUCCCUGCCCACCACGCAGUUAUGGCUCGAUACGGCAGGCGCAGUGUUCCGCUCGAUCGGCGCGGAACCCGAUGGAGGACGAAGACUCGUCCGUUGGGCCCUGGAAGCCGGCUAUGCAUCCGAACAGGUGAGCUUCUCAUCGAGCAACUUGGGAAGUGGCGGUCCAGCGGCGGCCCAGUUUUGGGGACACAUGUGGGCCGAACGCGUCGCGGCGGACGAAUGGAAGGAGAAGGCGGUGAAGACUGGGCUGGUGACGCACAACCAGGUCGAACAGAUCAGAGAGGAUUGGUUGAAGUGGAGCGAGAGGGAGGAUGCGGUGUUUCUUACACCCUGUGGUGAGGUGCUGUUGCGCAAGUAA
Molecule: messenger RNA, 837 nt
Organism: Kalmanozyma brasiliensis GHG001
Lineage: Eukaryota; Fungi; Basidiomycota; Ustilaginomycetes; Ustilaginales
Product: Methyltransferase type 11
Exons: 1
Coding region: 1-837 (278 amino acids)
Molecular function (GO): S-adenosylmethionine-dependent methyltransferase activity
Source: RefSeq, a predicted model, not a curated record